This is a messenger RNA of Dreissena polymorpha, 3090 nucleotides long. RefSeq names its product 5'-nucleotidase-like. Gene Ontology annotation, molecular function: metal ion binding; nucleotide binding; hydrolase activity, acting on ester bonds. The record is from RefSeq and is a predicted model, not a curated record. The coding region runs from base 1 to 1734 and encodes 577 amino acids. Gene Ontology annotation, biological process: nucleotide catabolic process. Lineage: Eukaryota; Metazoa; Mollusca; Bivalvia; Myida; Dreissenidae. The transcript has 9 exons.
AUGAAAAUGGCGAGGCAGGACGCCAUCUUAGUUGUUUGUUUGGUUACCAUGGUAACGACAAGUUUGGCAUUUGACCUAACCAUUCUUCACACAAACGACGUACACGCGAGAUUCGAACAGUUCAACAAAUACGGUUCGGAUUGUAGCGAGAAAGAGGCCGGAAGUGGCCAGUGUUUUGGAGGCGUUGCUAGGCGACUGACAAAGCUCAACGAGAUACGUCGUAGUCAUAGCAAUGUGCUACUUUUAGACGCUGGUGACCAGUUUAUGGGUACACUGUGGUUCAUCGUCUAUAAGGGACUGGCCGCUGCUCAUUUUAUGAAUAAACUUGGAUAUGACGUCAUGGCGCUUGGUAAUCAUGAGUUCGAUCUGGGUGUCGAGGGGCUUGCUCGAUUUCUGGAUAACGUAACUUGCGACGUCAUCAGCAGCAACAUUGACGUCACAAGGGAGCCUCGGCUGCAGGGGAAGUUCAGUGAAAGCGUGAUAAAGACUGUGGGAGGACAACAAAUAGGCAUUAUAGGAUACACAACACAAGAAACCGUGUUUAUUUCCAGUGCAGGCCCGACGUUGACAUUCAAUGACGAAAUCGCCAGCAUCCGGUACGAGGUGGCUGUCCUGCAGGCCGCCGGCGUCAACAAGAUUAUCGCCCUCGGUCAUGCCGGUCACACGAUGGACAAGGAGAUCGCGAAGAUUGACGGCAUUGACGUCGUCGUCGGCGGUCACACCGACACAUUCCUUUACACGGGGACACCCCCGUCGAAUGAAAGUCCCGUCGACGUAUACCCUGUAGUCGUUCAGCAGCCUCAGGGUGGUCGGGCACUCGUGGUGCAGGAUUACACGUUCGGAAAGUACCUCGGGUAUCUUAACGUCACUUUUGACGCAAGCGGUGCCGUCAUGAGUUACGGCGGGAAUCCGAUUUUUCUAGACGCAAGCGUACCGGAAGACCCCGGUUUGCUUGCGGAAGUGGCCACCUGGCGUUUGGAUGUGGACGCCCUUAAAACUAACGUUAUCGGUGAAACGUUAGUGACGUUGGAUGGUCGACGCGAAAUCUGUCGACUGCGAGAAUGCAACCUUGGUAACCUGAUGACGGACGCUAUGGUGGACUAUUAUGUCAAAGGCUUCAACCACGCCAAUACCACGUGGGCCCUGUCCGCUAUUGCUAUGUUGAACAGCGGUGGCAUCCGCGCUUCUAUCCAGAAAGGUAACAUCACCACUGGGAACGCAAACACCGUUCAGCCGUUCCAGGGAGAGGUGGACCUGAUCACGGUGACGGGCGCAAACCUCCGCGAGCAGCUCGAGUGGAGCGUGGGGGAGUACAACCCAGUUGAUGCGCACGGCAGGUUCAUGCAGUUUGCAGGUUUACAUGUAACAUAUAACCUGCUAAAGCCCUCCAUGCAUCGUGUGGUCGACGUACAGGUGCGUUGCCUUGAGUGUGACAUACCGAAUUACUCCCCGUUGAAGGACGACGCCAUUUAUCCAAUUCUUCUACCAGCAUUCAUCGUCGGUGGCGGAGACGGCUUUAAUUUUCAGCCCAUAGAGCAUCUGCCUUUAAACACUUUGGAUGUUGAAGUUACCAUGGCAUACCUGGCGAAACACGCUCCAGUUUACCCUAGCGUGGAGGGCCGGAUACAAUUCCAAACACCUAGCGGUCCGACGACUUCCGGUACUGACAAAUUUGUUAGUGGAAUGGCGCCUAUGGCAAUUCUUUUGACAUUAUGUUUAUAUUUGCUUUCUUGAUUCUGUAUUAAGUGAUAAAGUAAGUUAAACUUUUAUCGUUGCCUUACAUUUAAAGCGGUUUCUGUUUGUCGUGUACACAUAUUGUACAAUCGGUUUAAUUCCGGUUGAUGACUUCGUGAUUGGCUUGGGUCCUUGUAUUUUUGAUUACUGACAUCGUUUUGAGUUUUUAUUUGAAACCUGUGUAAACUAUUUAUAGAUUUAGUUGUACGUUUUUUUUCGUUGAAAAAUAAAAAAUCAGAUGAAAAAUCUAUAAAAUCUAAGUCAUGUGAUGUCAUUAUUGUGAUACGAUUGCUAAAUCAUAUAUUGUGCUUUGGAGCUCCUCCUUUCCUUAGCGCCUUCUCCUUGGCAUUGGCUCAGUUUCUUUUUGGAUAAAUGUAAAGUAUUUAUUUGAUCAACUAGAAGGCAAUGUUUUUGUUUAUACAACAACUUUUAUGUCUUGAUUUCGUUAACGAUUACAUGUAUUGGAAAUUUGCUCCUCACCCAGGCAACAUAAGUCGAUUUGCUUUGAAAACAUCACGAUGUCGCAAUUUAUAAAAAACAUCCGGUCUUAAACGCUGCCUGGGGAGUAUUGUUGGCUUUUGUAUUAAUGCAUCUCGAAAGGGAGGUGGCGCGUAUGAUUGAUGGCCAUGCACCAAUCAUGUCAUUCACCAAUCAUCUGGGCAUACAUCAAUCAUCUGGACGUAUAAUCUUACAAAUUCUUUACACACGACCUGCGUGAGCAUGCCAGUGCUUGAUUACUUAAGACCAGUGCCUUCCUUAUAACUAUUGGUAUUUCAAUCCCUUAUUAAUUCCAUAACUAUCUGUUUCAGGUCAAUAAAUCCCAUUUGAAACGUAAUCAGUCAUAUAAGCAAUAUACUAAUUAUGUUGUUUGUAGGGACUGUUUAAUUAUUUGCAUAUUUGUUAAGGCGUUUAGCAUGUUUUGUUUGUUCUUAACGUAUGGAAAAUUGCCCUUAAUAAUCAUACAUUUAUAUCUGUUUUUUACGACUUGAAUAUACAUGUAUUCAAAUAUUUGAUUUAUGAACCCUUAAAUCGAAUUUCCUUUUUAAAACGUCCGAAACAUAGUAAUGUUCUUUUUCGUUACAAAACACACAUUAUCGAAUGUACCUUCAAUGCAUCUUUGAAGAAGUAGGAUAAAGCAAAUAUUAUACAUUAAAAAAAAAAGAGACAUCAUGUAGAUUUAUGCAAUUCGAUUCAUGUACUUAUAGUAGUAGGGAAUAAUGAUGUUCGUGUUAAGUUAUCAUUUUUUGUGUAACUGUGAACUGUAUGAUAUAGAAAUCUUGUAAAUAGUUAAAUAAUACCUAUUUUGUGAAUACUGAUUUCAAAAUAUCAUUUUAUAUAAACUAAUUUACCUGUAUA